Molecule: messenger RNA, 5958 nt
Organism: Drosophila eugracilis
Lineage: Eukaryota; Metazoa; Arthropoda; Insecta; Diptera; Drosophilidae
Gene: RhoGAP15B
Exons: 9
Coding region: 627-5294 (1555 amino acids)
Biological process (GO): positive regulation of GTPase activity; signal transduction
Molecular function (GO): GTPase activator activity; phosphatidylinositol-3,4,5-trisphosphate binding
Source: RefSeq, a predicted model, not a curated record
UCACACUGAACCCGCCCCGUUAUUUAUCGCUGCAGUUUUAUUUCUCGGUCGGGCAGAUCGUUCGGGUCGGAUCGGAAAGGCCGAUUUGGAGUUGAAAUAAAGAAAAACGGGGUUUGGGAUAAAAAGAAUCUUGUUCUGGUCAUGAUUUUUUUGCAACCCGCGAAUUGUCAACUUGUGUUGAGCACUUAGUUGUUGUCCGCGCCUUACAAACAACACCAGUAACGAUCGUGAAAGAGAGGGAUAGUUGCAAACAAUGCGUACGUGCGCAUGUGUAUGCGAAUGUGUGUGAGAGACAUUCCGCAAGUGAUUCAUUCCGCAAAAAAAUAAAUAAAUAAAGCAAGCGGUGCACAAACUAAGGCGAAAUGUUUGUGGAAAUGUGUCAACAAGUUGCGGCCGUAAAAUAUAAGUGCAAUAUCAACAUGUGUGGGAAAUCGCUUUAAAUUGUGUAAAAACUCUACUUUUCGCCCACCACUCUUUCUCUCUUUCCAUCUCUGUCCCUCUUUGUUUUCGUUUUUUUUCUUGUUGUUCUGUGUGUGUGUUGUGAAUAAAUAACAAAGUUAAGUUAAGUUAACCACGCAUAAAUUGCAUACGAAAUUUUGGACAAGGAAAAAGCGAAAGAUUCCGUCAUGGAGCAGGCUCGCCCUGUACCCGCUCCUCGUCGCCUCUAUCCAGAGCUACGUCCCGCUAACUACGAAAAUAUUGAAAUCCGAGCACCAAAUAGUGGAGCCAAUAAUAUCAACAAUAAUAACAUCAAGAAGCUCAACAUAAAUGCAGAGAAUCUUCACGGAAAUUGUGCGGAGAAGAAGUUGCCUUCAAGUGGGCAAAACAAGUUGAUUCUGCAGGAGAAUAAUUCCGAUAGUCAGCAACCGAUUUACGGCCCCGAUGCCAAUGAGAAUGUCCAAGAGCCUGUGUAUGCGAUACCCAGACCAGCUCCGCGCCAGCGAAUGCCGCAAACAGAGGACCAAGAGGAUCAGGAUCCAGAUCACGAGGACGAGGUGCCACUGAGGAUUCUGCGAGCGGCCCCACAAGUGCCGCCCAAGCCACUUAACAUCCUGCCCGACCAGCGAAAUUCAAUCUGCAGCGAGGUGUCCACCACCAGUGUCCAGACCCGUGGAAAAACUGACGAGGAUCGAGAGGGAUCGCGGUACGCAUCCAACGUUUCGCUGGACUGCAGCGAGAGCUCUCACAGCGGCAAGUUCAAGUCGCAGUCACCCGGGUACGUAGACGCCAUCGAUUCAUCCAUACCGCAAUCGCAAUCGCAAUCCCCAUCGCCGGAUCCAAACGGGGACGAUCCGAAGGCAGGUUCUUCCGCAGAACAGUCCUCCAGCAGCCAAGAAGACGAUGAUGACAACAAUCUACUGCGAUCCUUAGGCACUACUUCCAAGCUUCUAGGAGAAGCCAUCGGCGAGCGGAUCACCUUCAAGGCCAAGGGAGCUAAGAAACGCCUAGAUAGAAACCUGAAGAGCUCUACUGAGGCAAUCAGUAACAUGGGCGCGGAUGCUGGUCGGAGUUUGAAGCACGCCGGCAAAAAAUUCGGCUCGAAUUUCAGCCUAGGCAGAAACAAGGAAAAGGACGAAGUCGGCGGAAAGACAGGAGGAUCGGGAGAAAUGGAUCUGGAUAGACGACAAACAAUGCCCAACACAGAGGUCUUCAGUUCGAUCCAGUUUUCGAGUCCACUUAACCGAAACGGAGGUCUUUCGGAUCUGCGUGAGAACGAUGCGAAGUUGCAAAAGGAGGAGGAACUGCGAAAGGAGCAGGAGGACGACGGAUGCUACGAGGUGCCCAAAACGCAGGGCAAGCCGCCCAGCUACGACGAGGCGCUGCGGUCACGCCCCUCGCCCAGUGCCUCACCGAUGGCCAGGAAUCUCGCCCAGGAGGCCUCCCAGCUGGUUCAGUUGCGCAAUCAGCGGCAACUCAGCACUAGCUCCUCGAACAGUGAAGAUUCGCCUCGCCUGCCCAUGCCAGCUUUUCCACCACCCCGCCUUUCCCAGCAGCCGGAGCAGUUCCGUCUGGAUGCACUGCAGCCGCCGGUGCGCCAAAAGCGACGAAAGAACUACGAACACAUCGAGCUGCGGCGUCCACCCGUCGACUCCGCUCAGCUGGAGGAACUCAACAGGGCAGCAGCGGCUGCAGAGCGUGAGGAAUCCCUACUGAUCUCUACUAAGAAUGCUGAGGCGGAAGCCAAGACACCCAAACCAGAACGCAGCGAUUCUUGGGAGUUUUACGGUGAAGACGAGUCCGAGGAGGAGGAGGAACAGGAGGACAACUCUUCACCGGAACCGGUUUACGCCAACCAGGAGGCCACCUACGGCAAGCUUUUUGAAAUGGCCACCGCGGGAAGUAGUCGGAGCAACGUGCUGACACCAAACCAGGUGGCGGAACAACAGCAGCAGCUGGCAUGCAUCACCGAGGAUGCAGAGUUGGAUGGCGGCGAAGGAGCGGUGGGCGGUGUUCCACUGCCGCAGGCUCUGAUCGAGGAAUUCGACCCGCUUUGCAGUAAGAGUUCCACUUUGGCCAGGUCCAACAAAAGCAACGAGCUGCUGUUGCUCGAGCAUCUGCUCGAGGAAGACACUUAUGGCACGGUGAAGGCGGAGCAGGACGAUGUGAGCAUGUGCACUUCCGAAGAGGAGCCCACGACGAGUGGCGCCACGACAACAAAGCCCCAACAGCCGCAGAUAGUGCAUCAGAAUGCCCAUCUCCUCAGCGACAGCAUGGAGAACAUGUUGGAUUCCGACCAGGAGCGGAUCAGGGACGAGGAGCGAGUAAAGCCCUAUCUCAGUCGAAUGCCGGAUUCGACGAACAAAGGAGGGCCAGUCGACUUGGCCAGUGCCUCGAGGAAUCGCACCAAUUGGUUUGUGCCAGAUAAGGCGGGAGGAUCGGAUGCAUCAUCGUCCAGUGCCGCCAAAACCCUGUCGCCCAUCGAAGGCGACAGUCCACCAACUUACUUGGAAGCCAUUGGUGGCAACAAGGAUGCCGCCAACAGUCAAGAGAAUCGCUCCACCAUUGGCUCCCGCUUCCGUCAAACUAUGAACGCCAUUUCUAAUGUAAAACUACGCAUGGAUGCAAUGAAGCGAAAGGCCAGCUUCCGGGGAGCCAAUCAACGGCAGUCAGACGUCAGGGUGGCCCUGCAAAUGGUGCCCAGACCGAGUCUAUCGCCCCUACUAGUCCGCUACGAAGGUCCACUGGUACGUUUCCCAUCCGGUGUCGUGGAGGACAUACUCAAGGAGAUGCAGAACCGCAAGGCCAUACUCAGGGAGCGUCAGUUUCAGACGUUCCUCGACCAGGAGAUGAAGACGCCCAGGGAGGUGAUACCCCUGGACACGAUCACCACACUGCAAUGUGUGAGCAACAGUCGCGUCACGGACACGGCCACCCAUUUCUAUUGCUUUGAGAUCACCACAUCACAGCCAAAGAAUGGAAAUGGAGCUAGCGAUACUAUGUCAUCGAAUCCCAAUCUCCUGAUGACCAGCAAUUCAUCGGGUAAUGUAAAGCAGCAGCGGGUAUCGCACCUCUACGGUGUGGGCAAGGAGUCGGAGCGUGGCGUCUGGAUGGCAAAGAUUCUCGAGAGCUUGACCAACAGCCUGCCUGUGAAGUACACCUGUCACUAUUAUCGUGCUGGUUGGUGUUACCUUAAGAACUCAAUCACCUCGGAAUGGAGUGGCACUUGGUUAGUACUUCGCAAGAACCAGCGUCGUCUGAUCUUCGUGAGCGAGGCCAAUGGCAAUGUGGAGAAGAUGGACCUACGCAAAGCCCGCUGUAUUGUGCUAAAGGAGAGUGACGAAUCCAUUGACAAUCUACACGUGGAGAGCGGUCCCAUGCUAAUGAUCGACUGUCCGCCGUAUGCGGUCUAUAUGAUAAUGAGUUCCGCCCGAGAGACGAAGAUCUGGCGACAUAUCAUACGAGAAGUGGCCCACAACAAUGGUUUCUCGCUGGGCGAUCAGCAGCUAACGCGCUAUGAUGUGCCCGUAAUUGUGGAUAAAUGCAUUAACUUUGUGUACAUCCACGGAUCCAUGUCGGAGGGUAUAUAUCGCAAGUCCGGUUCGGAGAACUCUAUGCACAAACUGAUGAGCGCCUUCCGCGCAGACGCCUUCAAUGUUGAGAUCACUCGUAAUGAGUACAACGAGCACGACGUGGCCAAUGUCCUAAAGCGCUUUAUGCGGGAUUUACCCGAACGAUUGCUGGGCAAGCUCACGGACAGCUUUGUUUUUGUCACGGAACUGGCGGUGGCCACUGAAAAGAUUCCCAUCUACCGGGAACUACUUGGAAGACUCUCAGCUAUCGAGCGCGAAACUCUGCGUCGGAUUGUUGGUCACCUGGUGUUUAUCAGCUCCCAGCAGGCCAAGAACAAGAUGAGUGUCCAAAACCUGACCAUGAUCUGGGGUCCCACGUUGCUUGCUAAGAAGAGCGAUGAGUUAAUCUACUCGCAAAAGGAGGCUGAUGUGCUUAGCGAUCUGAUUGUCCUCUACAAGAAUCUAUUCCCCUGCAGUGCAGAUGAAAUAAAACGGGAGCAGGCCAUGCUGGCAUGUCUGCAGAAGUAUUACGCGGCCGCCGAAACUCUUAAGGAUGCGGUGAAGCAAUCUGGGGAUAUAAAGAUCUGGAUCAGUCUGAAUCCUAAUCCUGACAACAAAACAGAGGAGAAGACGCAAGUUAAUGCCACCAUUUCGCCGACUAAGACUGCCUACGAGUUAUGUCGCGAGUACUCUGUCAAGAUGCAGCUGCCCACCCACCAGUUGACACUGUACGAGGUGAUCCUUAACGACAGCCUGGAACGUCCGCUGCACCACGACACCAAGGUGUUUGAUGUGAUUCUGAAUUGGUCCUAUUGGCCGGAGGAGGAUCGCAAACAUAAUUACCUAGUGGUGCGACCAAUUGAGAUGCUGCGCGAGAUCCAGAGAGCUGUAAAGAAUCUGGCCACCGUAACACCCGGCAAGGAGCUGCGAUUCGCAGAUUCACGAACGAAAACCUUCAAAACCCUGCAGUGCGAGCUGCGGGACGGAAAGAUUGUGGUGUCCAAAAAGGACAAGAACGACAAGACGACAAUUGUGCGGGAGGUCUUCCUACAGAGCAGCACGGCGUAUUUGGGCUGCGAACGCAAGCGGGACUUUCCUUGGAGUUGGGCCAUCACAUUUGUGGAGCGCACGCAGGCGCAGAUCAUGAGAUCGCGCGAUGCUCCGUUUAUUGGCCACGUCCUGGCGGGCAGCGAAUGGGUCGACCGAACCAUCUGGUACUCCAGCAUCUGGUAUAGCUUGUACAGGGACAACAUCCUGCCGCCCGCGGAGAUCAUCAUCAAGUAAAUGUAGGUCUUCUCGCAGCUGCCAAACAUAGCUUUUAACGCUGUCUUGUGCAUUUUUCUGUAGAUAUUCUGAAUUUAUUUGCAAUAACUAGGGAAUAUAAACAUUUAGAGAUAUUUUUAUGAAACUUUUCGAUAGUUUUUCCAAUAUUUCGAAUAGGCUAGGCAACAAUUAUUUUUUUUUACACAUUUUCUGUAAAUAAUCAUGAUCACUCAGCAACCAAAUUGUACAUAAGUUAAGCGAAAUUUAUUGUGUAUAAUUAAUUAUAUGCCAUUUGUCUUCAGCAUAGGUUAUUUUUUGAAAUAUCUAGGGUCUUACUAGACAUUUCGAGCUAACUAGUAAUUAGGCACGGCCACGCAGAACAUCAAAUCUUAGCUUAGUUAAUGAUUUCGUAAUAUAUUUAAUGUUAUUUUACACGUAUCCGUUUCAAAUGGUUUUGCAUUUAGGUAUUCUUUCUUUACAUUUAAACCAAUUCAUUAGACGACGCAGGGUUUAAUAGAAAAAAUCACAUUUUUAUUUAAAUAUUUCAAUAUAAACUAUCAAAUUCUCUUAUCCAUCAACUGGCCAAAAUAUUAAUAACUUGUAAAUGACGAACAGCUUCAGGGUUUUGCUUUAUUUGUAGAGCAACAGCCAUAUAACAAAUAUAAACCGAACUUAAACUUUAAAA